UUAUUUCUUGUUCAAGAGAGUCUCUUUCUCUCUCUAUCCUUGUUCUAUAGAGGUCAUCCGAAACCCUACCUUUUCCAAAAUUCCAAAGAAAGAUCUUUCUUCACCUCUUUCAAAAUCGAUCACUACUUGCUCCACAAAUCGUGGGAAAUCGACGAAAGAAUGGAGCAUCAGAGGCUGAAGCAGCAGCAGCAGCAACAGCAGCAACAAGCCCUGAUGCAACAAGCUGCUCUCCUUCAACAACAAUCCAUGUAUCAUCCAGGUCUCUUGGCUCCUCCACAGAUUGAGCCAAUCCCAAGUGGAAAUCUGCCUCCGGGUUUUGAUCCAAGUACAUGCCGCAGUGUGUAUGUGGGAAAUAUUCAUACGCAGGUGACUGAGCCUCUUCUUCAAGAAGUUUUUUCAAGCACUGGACCUGUUGAGGCUUGCAAACUUAUUAGAAAGGAAAAGUCCUCUUAUGGAUUCAUUCAUUACUUCGAUCGUAGAUCAGCUGCACUUGCCAUAGUGUCUCUUAAUGGAAGGCACUUGUUUGGGCAGCCUAUCAAAGUUAAUUGGGCUUAUGCAAGUGGUCACAAGGAAGAUACUUCAAACCACUACAAUAUCUUUGUGGGUGACCUUAGUCCUGAAGUGACGGAUGCAAUGUUGUUUGCUUGCUUCUCUGUGUACCCUAGUUGUUCUGAUGCUAGAGUUAUGUGGGACCAGAAAACAGGCCGAUCAAGAGGGUUUGGAUUUGUUUCAUUCAGGAAUCAUCAGGAUGCCCAAAGUUCAAUAAAUGAUUUAACUGGAAAGUGGCUUGGCAGUAGACAGAUACGUUGUAACUGGGCCACUAAAGGUGCUGGAACUAGCGAUGACAAACAGAGCUCUGAUUCCAAAAGCGUUGUCGAACUAACUCAUGGCUCAGAGGAUGGACGAGAAAACGCAAAUAAUGAGGGACCUGAGAAUAAUCCUAUGUACACUACUGUAUAUGUGGGUGGUAUUGGUCCAGAGGUCUCUCAAACAGACUUACACCGUCACUUCCACAAUCUGGGUGCUGGAGUGAUAGAGGAAGUAAGAACCCAACGUGACAAGGGCUUUGGCUUUGUGAGAUACAGUAGCCACACUGAGGCAGCUUUGGCAAUUCAGUUGGGAAACAGCCAGUCAAUUCUUAGCGGCAAACAAAUCAAGUGCUCGUGGGGUAACAAACCAACCCCACCAGGGACAAGUUCAAACCCACUUCCUCCACCAGCAGCUUCAUCCAUGCUGCCUGGUUUCUCUGCCAAUGACAUUUUGGCCUAUGAACGUCAACUCGCGAUGAGCAAAAUGGGUAUGGGUAUGGGGAUGGGGAUGGGAAUGGGAAUGGGCGCUGCCUCUUCCCUUAUGCACCAUCAUCAAUAUCCCCAAUCGGGACAGCAGCAACCACAACAACAUCCUCUUAAACAACAAGCAGCUGCCAUGGGAAUGAAUAGUGCUGCUGCUGCUGGUGCAAGCCAAGCCAUUUAUGAUGGAGGCUUUCAGAAUGUCGCCUCUGCCCAGCAGUUAUUGUACUAUUAGGUAGUAUUAUUAACUUCUCUUCUUUUUUCUCAGUCGAUAUUAUUAUUGGGAUUCUUAUAUUCCCCUUUGCUUUCUUCCUUUCUUUUUUCUUUUUCUCUAUUCUUAGGUUCUACAACUUUUGCUCUGACGAGUUUGUUUGUCAUAUUUUGUUUUAUCUUUUUGUGUAAGAACAUGUGGUUAGAUGAUCUCCUCCCUGUUUGGGUUGGAUUUGUCUUCGUUUAAACCUUUUUUUUUAUUUGGUUGUAUUGGAACUUGUCAUUAUGUAUUGUGAGUUUUGACUUUUAUUGCGUAUUUGUGAACGCAAUGACAAUGGUAUAAUAUUUUAUGUAAGGUUAUAAAUAUUUGGUUCU
This is a messenger RNA of Impatiens glandulifera, 1874 nucleotides long. RefSeq names its product oligouridylate-binding protein 1B-like. Lineage: Eukaryota; Viridiplantae; Streptophyta; Magnoliopsida; Ericales; Balsaminaceae. Bases 160 to 1524 code for a protein of 454 amino acids. The transcript is spliced from 12 exons. The record is from RefSeq and is a predicted model, not a curated record. Gene Ontology annotation, molecular function: mRNA binding.